AUGGAGACUACAGAUGGACAGGUCGCACGUCGCCUCUCGUUUGAGUCCUGGUUAGAUAAGUCUGAAGCACUAGUUGGAUCAUAUUCUCAUGGUCUUAUCACACCAACAAAAAACCGAUAUAUGCCUACCACAUAUUCAUCAUUUAUACCUGCAUGUGUGGAUGAAAUGAAUCCUACUGUUGGAAUGUCCUUUGAUUCUAUACAAGAGGUGGAAGAGUUUUAUCUCUACUACUACUUAAGUGUCUAUCGUAGGCGUCCACAUUGGCCAGUGGUGCACGGUUCUGCCCUGAGCGCCUGCCCACACACAGCGCUCCUUUCCAUCGAUGUCGUCUUCCACCUCACCCUGAGCGCUCGCCUGCCAUCAUCCCGUGCUCACCUCCCUGCGAUCCCCUUCCACCGACGGCACUCACCUUCCAUCGACAAAACGGAGGUACCACGCCUCCCUCAGGGUGCCCUUCCAUCCAUGGCGUCGCCGCGACCACCCCCGCAAUCACGAUCAUGUGCUCACCUCCCCGCAAUCAAGGUCGUCACGCCCGACGAGGAUGGUCGCCAGUCGCCGCACGGCGGUCCGGUCCCCAACGACGGCUCCGGCGCAGGCGCGAGGAAGAAGCUCCGGCUCACCAAUGAGCAGUCAACGCUGCUCGAGGACACCUUCCGCGCCCACAACAUACUCUCCAACGCGCAGAAGCAGGAGCUCGCACGGCAGGUGGAUCUCAGCGCUAGACAGGUGGAAGUGUGGUUCCAGAACACACAUGUUCAGAUAACACACAUGUUCAUGCUCAUGCUGACCCCACACAAUGGGAUUUUCCCAGCAAUCAGCUUGAUAGGCGACAACGUCAUUGUCGGGAUCUUCUACUUCAUUGGAUUUGCAUUGUUCUGCCUGGAGGCUUUUCUGAGCAUGUGGGUCAUUCAGCUUCUGCACCCUUCUGAUCAGUUUAGAAGAGAACCUAGAGAACCAUGCACUUGUGGAGUUGUUCAUCUAGAAAGUGACACCAUUAUUGAAUAUGAUUGGUAA
Molecule: messenger RNA, 1014 nt
Organism: Zea mays
Lineage: Eukaryota; Viridiplantae; Streptophyta; Magnoliopsida; Poales; Poaceae
Exons: 8
Coding region: 1-1014 (337 amino acids)
Biological process (GO): protein transport
Cellular component (GO): membrane
Molecular function (GO): DNA binding
Source: RefSeq, a predicted model, not a curated record